This is a messenger RNA of Saccostrea cuccullata (small rock oyster), 1368 nucleotides long. Its product is annotated as collagen alpha-1(XXV) chain-like. The record is from RefSeq and is a predicted model, not a curated record. The transcript has 4 exons. NCBI's taxonomy places the organism in Eukaryota, Metazoa, Mollusca, Bivalvia, Ostreida, Ostreidae. Gene Ontology annotation, cellular component: extracellular matrix. The coding region runs from base 1 to 1368 and encodes 455 amino acids.
AUGGAAAGAAUGAGGAAGGAUGCACCUCUAAAACUGUGUUAUCUUCCAUUGUACAAAACAGAGCAGAACAAACUAAAAAUUAUGUUUAAUAAUGCAAGAUCUCUUCACAAACAUUUCGAUGAAAUUAAAAAUGAACCCAAUGUUGUAGCAUCAGAUGUUAUUGGUUUUUCAGAAACAAGAUUAACCAUCAAUGAUGAACAGAAUUUUAUGAUGGAAGGUCAGAAAGAAUUUCUGAAGUUUAUGAAGUUUAAUUUAAAAUUCACACAAUUGGUAAAAAAGACUGCCGCGAGGGCAUACGAUAAGGAAUGGGACAAAUGCCGGAGACAGUACUUAGAACUUAAAGCAGAGGUCCAGCAUUUACAGGAUCUCAUUUCACAUCUUCAGCAUGCUGUGUCAAAGUGUUCCAAACACUACAUCAAAGGUCCGCAAGGUGAACCCGGACCUCCUGGGCCAGUGGGGCCUAAAGGCAAGCCCGGGAUGAAGGGAGAGAAAGGCGACCCAGGAAUGAGAGGACCAGUGGGACCUAAAGGCCACCCAGGACCUCCAGGUCCAAAGGGCGAUAAAGGACCUCCAGGGCAUCCCGGAAUACCGGGCCUGCCGGGUCGUAAGGGUAACAGAGGAAUUCCCGGAUUGAAAGGAGACAUGGGUCCACCCGGUCCUCGAGGGGAGAAAGGAGAGAAAGGGGGAAAGGGAGAAAAGGGUGAACGAGGAGAACAGGGAAUUCAGGGUGAACGAGGGGAGAAAGGGGAUCCAGGUCCACAGGGCGAGAAGGGCGAUCAGGGACCCCAGGGCAUUCCCGGUGAACGAGGACCUAAGGGAGACAGAGGGCCAAAAGGAGACACGGGCCCUCCUGGUAUACAAGGCGAAAAGGGUGACCCUGGAGAUCCAGGUGAACAAGGACCUAAGGGGGACAGAGGUGAGAAAGGAGACAGGGGCCCUCGAGGUCCAAAAGGUGACCCAGGCGAAAGAGGACCCACUGGCCCCCGGGGGCACCCUGGACUUAAAGGGGAUAAAGGAGAGAAGGGAGACAGGGGAGAAAAGGGAGAUAAAGGAGAUAUUGGCCCUCAAGGUAUACAGGGCCCAAUGGGUCCCAAGGGAAAUAAAGGCCCUAAAGGGGACAAGGGAGACCCCGGGGAGCCGGGAGAGAAAGGAGAUAAAGGUGCUAAAGGCGACAUGGGGGAGAAAGGUGAAAAGGGAGACCCAGGGCCCCAGGGAGAAGUCGGACCCAAGGGGGACCAAGGUCCUAAAGGAGAUACAGGACCGAGAGGUCACCCCGGACCCAAAGGACCACCGGGUCCCAGAGGACAUAGAGGGCCAAAGGGGGAUAAAGGAGAUAAAGGUGAAAAAGCAGAUAUGUAUCCUUACUGA